AUGCCAAGAAAUAUCACUGGGGAAACUUUGCCUAAGGAGAACAAGUCCUCUCUGCGGAGAAUGGAGCCACCUAUUAAGGGGAAUCAUUCACCAGAGAACGGCCCAACUUCUCUGAGCACUUGCCGUUCCUUUUGUUCCAGCCUGAAGGUGUUCCUCGUGGCCUUGUCUUUUACCUAUUUUGCAAAGGCAUUAUCUGGGAGCUACAUGAAAAGCACAAUAACACAGCUGGAGCGACGCUUCGACAUUCCCAGUUAUUUGAUAGGUGUUAUUGAUGGCAGCUUUGAAAUAGGUAACUUAUUGGUGAUCGCGUUUGUCAGCUACUUUGGGGCAAAACUUCACAGACCUAAGAUUAUAGCAGUGGGCUGUCUCCUGAUGUCUUUCGGAACUUUCCUAAUUGCGUUGCCUCAUUUCAUUAUAGGACGCUAUAAGUUUGAAACCUCUGUUAGAUCGGCAGUGAAUUCAACCAAUAACCUCUCUCCAUGUCCAGCAAGCACAAAUGGUACUUUGAUGACAGGUGAUGGUCCCUCUGCUUUGCUCAGCUCAGGCUGUGAGAGAGAGUCCAGACUAUCCAUGUGGAUUUAUGUUUUACUGGGAAACAUCUUACGUGGAAUAGGAGAGACUCCAGUGCAGCCACUGGGAAUUUCAUACAUAGAUGACCACGCCUUGGAGGAAAAUGCAGCUUUCUACAUUGGCUGUGUUCAGACAAUAUCAGUUAUUGGCCCAGUGUUCGGCUACCUGCUGGGAUCUCUCUGUGCCAAGAUCUAUGUGGAUAUUGGAUUUGUCAACAUGGAAAGCAUCAGCAUAACCCCAGGUGAUUCCCGCUGGGUAGGAGCAUGGUGGCUUGGCUACCUUAUUGCUGGGCUCAUCACCCUUCUCUCUGCUGUGCCCUUCUGGUUCUUGCCCAAAUCUUUGCCAGUACCAGAGCGACAGCUGGCCAAGUGCGCACCCGAGCGCACCAGUUUCAUCAAAGACUCACCAAUCCUAGAAAACAAAUACCAAGCUGAUGAGCCAGCAAGCUUCCUGGAAAUGGCCAAAGACUUUGUGCCAACACUGAAAUCGCUGCUAGGAAAUCCUGUCUACUUCUUAUAUCUCUGUGUGACCAUGAUCCAGUUCAACUCCCUGAUUGGCAUGGUGACAUACAAGCCUAAAUACAUAGAGCAACACUAUGGACAGUCGGCCUUUAAAGCCAACUUCUUUAUGGGCGUCAUCAACAUCCCUGCUGUUGCCCUGGGGAUGUUCUCUGGUGGUGUGGUCAUGAAGAAAUUUAAGCUGAGCAUCAUGGGAGCUGCCAAGUUUGCUCUGGGAACCUCACUGCUGGGCUACUUCCUGUCCCUGCUCUUCUUUACCAUGGGCUGUGAAAACACUAAGGUGGCAGGUAUCACUGUCACCUACCAAGGGGUAGAGAGCCUGUCCUAUCAGGAGAGUUCGCUCUAUGUUGCCUGUAAUGGUGAAUGUGCGUGCUCCGGGAAGGACUGGGAUCCGGUGUGCGGGGAGAAUGGCCUCACGUAUGUUUCUCCGUGCCUGGCAGGGUGCCGGACGUCCAGCGGAUCGGGAAUGGACACAGUGUUUGGCCAGUGUAGCUGUGUAGGUGUGGGGAACCAAACUGCCAGAGUGGGUCAGUGUGCACGUAGGGAGGGCUGUGACCGUAUUUUUCCUUACUUCCUGGCCUUGUCUGUCAUUACCUCCUUCGUCAUCUCGCUGGGCGGCACGCCGGGAUACAUGCUUCUCAUCAGAUGCAUCAGACCACAGCUUAAAUCCUUAGCUUUGGGAUUCCACACCUUAGCCACACGUACUCUUGCUGGCAUCCCAGCCCCUAUCUACUUUGGAGCUAUCAUUGACACAACCUGCCUGAAGUGGGGGCAUAAGAAAUGUGGAGGAAGAGGAGCAUGUAGAAUCUACAACACAACAGCUUAUAGGAUAGCGUACUUAGGUCUGACGCUGGGCCUACGUACUGUGUCUUUUUUCCUGUGUGCACUGGGUUUGGUGAUGCUCCAGCGACACCUUCACAGACAGGAGCACGGUGCCGUUGCAAACGGAGGCUCCAGUGCAGCUGAACUCCAGGCCCUGCACAGAGACGAGACCAACACCUCCAACUCUGACCAAUUCCCAAAUACCUCAGACUGCGACCCGGAGCGCGAGACGCGCCUGUGA
Messenger RNA from Chanos chanos (milkfish), 2151 nucleotides. RefSeq names its product solute carrier organic anion transporter family, member 1C1 (gene slco1c1). Gene Ontology annotation, cellular component: basolateral plasma membrane. The transcript has 14 exons. The record is from RefSeq and is a predicted model, not a curated record. Gene Ontology annotation, biological process: sodium-independent organic anion transport; transmembrane transport. Gene Ontology annotation, molecular function: protein binding. NCBI's taxonomy places the organism in Eukaryota, Metazoa, Chordata, Actinopteri, Gonorynchiformes, Chanidae. The coding region runs from base 1 to 2151 and encodes 716 amino acids.